This is a messenger RNA of Podarcis lilfordi (Lilford's wall lizard), 168 nucleotides long. Lineage: Eukaryota; Metazoa; Chordata; Lepidosauria; Squamata; Lacertidae. The record is from the annotation of a GenBank genome assembly.
ACAAUUCACCCACUCAUUAGAGGAGUUAAGCAAUGGAAUGAGUUGCCAAGGCGUAUUUUGCAACCAAAAAUACCACUGGGGAUACUCAAGACUAGACAAGAAGAAGAAGAAGAAGAAGAAGAAGAAGAAGAAGAAGAAGAAGAAGAAGAGGAAGAAGAAAUAAUAAAG